Aedes albopictus (Asian tiger mosquito) is the source of this 6888-nucleotide messenger RNA. RefSeq lists its product as uncharacterized. NCBI's taxonomy places the organism in Eukaryota, Metazoa, Arthropoda, Insecta, Diptera, Culicidae. Gene Ontology annotation, molecular function: nucleic acid binding. The record is from RefSeq and is a predicted model, not a curated record. The coding region runs from base 109 to 2259 and encodes 716 amino acids. The transcript is spliced from 2 exons.
UCUUUAAAUUCAGUCCUACUGUAAGGUCCCGAUCAACUUUGUUCUCUUUUCUCUGUUCUGAUCCGCUUCCGCGAGUACCGAGUGGCAGUAUGUGGCGACAUUAGAGAAAUGUACCACCAGGUACAAAUGCGGGACGAAGAUCAGCAAUGUCAACGCUUCCUGUGGAAAGACAGUAGUGAGACCGUACCUAGCGUAUUCGUAGUCCAGGUAAUGACCUUCGGUGCUUGCUGUUCUCCAAGCAUUGCGCAACAUGUGAAGAACAGCAAUGCAAAGCAGUUUGAGCAGGACCAUCCAGAGGCAGUAGAGGCGAUUAUCAAGCGGCACUACGUGGAUGAUAUGCUCGUCAGUACCGAAACUGAGGAAGAGGCUGUAAAACUAGCACAAGACGUAAAAGGGAUUCACCAGAAUGCAGGGUUCGAAAUACGCAAUUGGGUUUCAAAUUCCAGUACAGUUCGAGCAGCGCUAGAAGGAGAAGCCACCGGAGAAAAGAACAUGGACAUCAGUGAAACGGACGCAGCAGAAAAGGUACUAGGCAUGUGGUGGAAUACCUCAACAGACCGCUUCACUUACAAAAUGUCGGCCAGAUACGACGAAAACCUGCUUUCUGGUAAUCGCCGUCCAACCAAGCGACAGGUUCUACGAACCCUCAUGAUGGUUUUCGAUCCCAUGGGGUUUAUUGCGCAAAUCUUGAUGUUUUUGAAAGUUCUCCUCCAAGAAAUUUGGCGAACGCGAGUGGGAUGGGAUGAUCCAAUCGAGGAUGCACAGUUCGAGAAAUGGCUAACAUGGUUGGCUAUUUUCCCAAAGAUUGAGACCGUCGAAGUUCCACGUUGCUACCGUGUAUUGACAUCUGUGAAAUCCACAGUCCAAAUGCAUACGUUCGUUGAUGCAAGCGAAAGCGGAUUUGCGGCGGUUGUUUACCUCCGUUUCCAAGAAGGCGAUGUGAUAGAAUGCUCGUUAGUUAGAGCCAAAACCAGGGUGGCACCCCUGAAAUUCCUAUCAAUUCCACGUUCCGAGUUACAAGCAGCUCUACUUGGCGUUCGGCUGUCUGAUACGAUACUGAAGUCGCUUUCUAUCAGCGUUAGCCAACGAUAUUUUUGGACGGAUUCUAAAGACGUUCUCUGCUGGUUGGGAUCCGAUCAUCGUCGUUACAGUCAGUUUGUGGCUUUCCGAGUGAGCGAAAUUCUGGAAUCAACAGAAAUUACCGAUUGGCGGUGGGUUUCGACUAAGCAUAACGUAGCAGAUGAAGGAACAAAAUGGACACGACUUCCAGAUUUGUCAACCGACAGUCGCUGGUUCCGGGGACCGGAUUUUCUCUGGCAAGUCGAGGAAACUUGGCCCGUAUCUCCAUGCUUCAGAAAAUCGACUGACGAAGAGCUUCGCCCUCAUUUGCUUCUUCACGAAAAGAUUAACGAGCCAGUCAUCAGAAUACAAGACUUCUCCAAGUGGACUCCCCUGCUUCGCCAAACCGCUCUCAUCAUUCGGUAUCUGGAUAACCUAAAGCGUUCAGCCAAAAAAGAGCACCGCAGUUGUGGCCCACUAACUCAACCAGAACUGGCUAAAGCAGAGAAUUACUUGUUUCGCCAAGCACAGUCAGAAACAUAUGCCGAUGAAAUUGUCACAUUGGCAAUUCAUCCGCGAACUUCGACGAAGCGAAUCAUCAGAAACAACCCGCUGUUUCGGAGUGCCUUUAUCGAUGAAAACGGAGUCGCACGUGUUCAAGGGCGAACUAAGGAGUGCGAGUUUGCCGCCCGUGAUGCUGUUGAGCCCAUUAUUCUUCCCCGUCAUCAUCAUAUCACACGUUUAAUCGUUGCCGAUGCUCAUGAGAGAUUCAACCAUCAGAAUCAUACGACAAUCAUCAACGAACUUUUACAACGUUACCGCAUUCCUCGUAUGAAGGCUACGUACCAUGCUGUUCGACGAAACUGCCAGUACUGUAAAAACCAACAAGCAAAACCGCAACCACCAAUGAUGGCUGAUCUUCCUCAGUCGCGCUUAGCAGCCUUUAGCCGUCCGUUCACCUAUAUGGGGGUGGAUUAUUUCGGCCCAAUUUUGGUCUCCGUGGGCCGUCAUUCUGAAAAACGGUGGGGGGUCAUUGCAACUUGCCUAACCACUCGUGCCAUCCACCUGCAAAUCGCUCACACACUUUCAACGAACUCUUGUGUAAUGGCGAUCCGGAAUGUUAUGGCUAGGAGGGGAAUUCCUGCCGUUAUUUAUAGCGACCGUGGUACCAACUUUCAAGCUACCGUAAACCGGGGUUAAAUUGAUCAGCGGGGUGAAAUUGAUCAUUUGGGUACUACAUUGUAAUUGCAUACCAGGAACUUCUAAGCGUCACAAUGAUCUCAAACUUCUUACCUCAUCUAGUUCAUAGAUGUCUAGGGAUGAGUUUAAUCUAUUAUUUUUUUAAGAAAAAAUUAGUUUUGCCUUAUUUUUUUAAGAAUUUGAAAUGUAUUUCUCACUUAUCUGAAAGCAUUGCUUCUAAACAAUCCAUUGCCACUAGGACUUCCCGUAAAUUUUUUGUUCUAACAUUUUUGUGGAGCCUUGGUUGGAAAGUUAUGAAGGUAUUCUGAAUAUGAAUAAGUUUUAAAAAAGUUCUUUUUUGACGAAAAAGUCAUUUAUUGAAACAGAAAUCACUUAUUUCAAAGGAAAUUGCCUACCUUUAGGCGUUAAGGGGGAAAUUUCAAAAAUUAAUUUGGAAUUUUAAGUGUCAAAUCUACUAGUUGUAAGAGUUUUGACGCGUUAUUCGGGUUUAGAAGAGCAAAAUUAAGUGGAUAAGGAAAUUUUUGUUUUUAACCGAUGCAUAAUUGUACACUGAUCAAUUUCGCCCCAAAGUGGCAUCUUCAUUUUUUGAUUUUUGAAGUAAUUUAACUAAAAGUUAAAAUUUGUUGAACAAAAUUCUGUCACAUGGUUUGAAGGAGAUCCACUGGGUACUGAUUUUACAGAAAUUCUUUUGGCAAUAUUUUGAUUGCCACUAAUGUUAUCCGCAAAAGAUGUUUUAAAGUGAUCAAUUUGACCCCGGAUUACGGUACCAAUAAGGAACUAAAGGCAGCAAUUCAACAACUCGACCAUGACAAACUAGCGAAUGAGUUUACUUCCAGUCGAACUCAGUGGAUCUUCAUCCCACCCCUAUCACCGCAUAUGGGUGGAGCCUGGGAACGGUUGAUACGUACUGUUAAGCAGAACUUAGUUGCAAUGCAGCUAAGCCGGUUACCUACCGAUGAAGUACUACAGAACGCAAUAGUGGAGGUCGAAAAUAUCGUUAACUCGCGUCCAUUAACCGACAUUCCACUCGAUGAUGAUGAUUCACCCGUGCUGACACCCAACCAUUUUCUGCUGGGAUCAGCAAACGGUGUUAGAUCUUGGGUUCCAUUCGACAAUUGGCGCUUAGGAAUUCCUACACACAAUCUCAAGCCAUGGCCAACGUUUUCUGGAAACGGUGGAUACGGGAUUAUCUUCCUAUUCUUACGCGACGAUCGAAGUGGUUCAUUCCAACGAAGCCUAUUGAAGUUGGAGACAUCGUGAUGAUCGUAGACCAUAAGCUCCCUCGUAACUGCUGGCCGAAGGCCAGAGUGAUUUCUACACGCACUGCUCCCGAUGGUCAGGUGCGUUCGGCCACCGUUCAAACAGCGUCCGGUGGAAUCUACGAGCGUUCUGCGGUAUCGUUAGCUGUACUCGACAUAGGCGUUGGGAAGAAUACGCAUAUGGAUGGCCGUCUGCGCAUUCCGGGGGGGGAGUGUUAAGUGCGCCCAGUCGACAACUGCUGAGUUGGCAUCCCCCACAUGAAGAUACUCUGAUGUGCACCACACCCAAACCCAUACGCGCCAACUUGUGACGUAGUUGGGGGGGCGAGGCCUCUCAAAACUAGUCAAAUACGGAAAAUACCAACGCAGUUCAGCUUAUUUAGGCAUAUUCACGUGAAAACUAGUGCAUUAAGCUGAAAAAACUUGAAUGUUGUCCAAUUUUUAAGAGCUUCGCCCCCCCAACUACGUCACAAGUUGGCGCCUAUGCCCAAACCCAUUGGGAGGAUCUUCAGUCGGAGCGAAUGUAAAUAAUAACACCCAGAAGAAGAACGUGUCAAAAAUUUGCAAAUCAUCAUCGUUAGACUACCAACAAACCCAAGUAGAUUUGAUACGUUUUAUUUGCUAUUAAAUUGAUUAGCUAUCAAAAGUUAGGUAAACUGUAAUUACCCGGUAGUAAUAUCAGUUUCAGAGAGUAACUCACUAGUUUGUUCGCUUUACAGUGUGAAAUGCGUUAAGCUAGGUAAAUAGGAGUGAAUUGGCUGAGAACCUUUCAGUAACCAUCGAUUGUUUAUUGCAAUAGGGUGGCUGAAAGGUAAGAGAGUAUGAUUGAAUUAUUAUUAGACAAAUUUUCUACUUAUCAACAUAUGAAACAGGGGUUCACAACCGACUUGACUAGGCAAGACUACGGUACACUGUUGUGAGAUCACGAUCGUGGCUAGAUCACUAACAGUAAGAAGAACAUUGUUAAGGCUAGCGAGAAGGAAAUGUUGAUACCCACUUAUCUAUCUAUUUUUAGGAAUUUUAUAAUUUAUCACACAUCGUUGAAUAAAUUCAUUGAAUUUCGAUCUAGUACCUCACCGCAAUCGCAACAAUUGAGUAUGUUAACUAGUUCUCGUGAUUAUAGUGUAUCAUUAAAACAAAAAAUUGCACCUGAUUUCAUUUAUUUUUCGCUCUUACAGAAACGUUUUUAAAAUCAUGAUUUUUGUCAAUUUUUAACCAUUUUCAGUAUUCAAAAAGUUUUCAGAUUCUGCAUCAUUCCGCGAUCUGGAUAAAAUUACAAUAAAAUUGUAGUGUCUACCUAAUGGUUGUGUGCAUACAAUAUGUACCUACAUGAAAUACUAUUCAUGACAGUACCUAAAUGUCCUGGUAUGAUUCACUAUGUCUACCUAAGGUAGUAUAAAUACGGGUGAUCAUUGAACCACACAGCAGAGACUGCAUAAGCCUUGGACUGUCAACAUCUUUAUUAUUCUUUUGAAGGAUAUAAAAAAAAUAUAAUACAUAUCCUUUGUGAAUCGCAAGAGACCAGAAAGUACCAGACGAAAUAAUAGUUCAUUUUGAAAUUUUCACCUUUUUGACUAGUUUUUAGUUACAAUUUAUGUUUAAUUUUGAUAUAACAACUUCGUUUCCACUACUUUUUAAUGAAUGGCCACUUAUUCUCGGUACAAAUAUCAUAGUAGAAUACAAGUGGUCUUAACGAAAUGUGUCAAAUGGAAUCAAUUUAGUAAAUUUGAACAGAAAUCUCCAAACACCGUUAAACGCCUAAAUGUAUGCAAUGCACUGCAAUGUUAUGUAGCUAGAGCUGUUGUGUUUAAUAUUUAAAAAAAAAUUAAAGCAAUUCAAACAAAGAGCUCACUAUAGGUAAUCUUAUGUUGAUGCACCGUGAAGAAUUUAUUUUCACAUGGAUAAUGUUUUUAUAGCUAAACUUAUUGAGUUUUUAACUCAGUACUCCACAAACUUGCUUUUAUGUGUAAAUUAUGGUUAAAUUCCAUGUUUUGAAAUAAAAAUUCAAACUGAUAUAUUUCACACGGCUUCUCUCACCAUGUUCAUACUGCUAAUAUUUCAUUCCAUGAUUAACUUUUCAGUUUUGAUGUGUUUUUCAGGGCACUAUUGAAGUAAGCCCAAAAUGAAUUGGGAAUCACAAAAAUAUCUAGAAACGGUACAACAUAUGAACUGUUUUUAAGGGGUCGUUCACAAAUAUUGUCUCGUAUCUCUAAAAAUUGAGCAGAUAGAACAAUUGUUCAACAAGUUUUCCAAUAAUGACAUUCCUCACACCUUUGAUGAAGACAUAAACACGUUAUCUUCACUGAUGAAAAAAAAAGAAUUUCACUUACAAUUCUGGGAGAAUUACUCUGAAACGAGGUGGUUCGUGUUUCCGAACAUUAAAUUUUAUGGAAAUAUAAUUAUUUUUCAGUUUACUGAACUCAAAAAAUAAAAAAUGACGAUUCAAGUGAUUUUUGGGGGUGAAAACAUACGUGGCUCUUAUCGAAGUUAUAAGAAAUCAUUUCUGGCCUUUACGUGGAUCAAUAUGGCUAUUUAUAAUCCAAAAUGCAUCCUCAAUAUCAAAAUUCAAAAUUUUAUCGCUGGUACCGUAAUCCGGGGUAACAUUGAUCAGAAUUUUCGAUCAUUCUUGAAUAAUUCUCUUGUUAAAGCAAACGUUACAUGUUUUAUAUUUUUAAAACAAGUACUGGCCCUCUGAGUAUGUGUUCAGCUACUCGAAAAAAUAUUGUAAAACUUUAAAACAUGUUUAAAUAGGUUUUUAAAUCUAAUUUUUUGAUUCAGUUGAUUUGGGGUAACAUUGAUCAUGUCAGUGAUCAAUGUUCGAUUUUGUUGAAAAUAUCCUUACUUACUAAAUUCGAGGUCGCUGAUUUCGAAUAUGUUGUCCAAAUUCUUACAAGUUAAGAACUUUUUGAGUUAUUUUAGGAAUAAAAUACUCCAAACCACGAAUAACGCCUAAAGGUAGGCAAUGACUUAAGGAAUUGAUAGCCGAUUUUUGAUAAAUUGUAUAUUUCAUUGAAGAAAAGAGCUUUUUCAUAAAAGUUUCGUUUUUAAAUCCAACUCUAGGAUAGCAUAUUGAAGUAAUACAAUGAUUUCGAACCUCAUAUUGUAUCUAGUAUUCACGCCAAGCAUGAAUGUUUGAUAACGUAUCUCAUUGCAUUACGAAACACAGUUAUGGAAAAAUCGAUUUAUUUCAAUGUUUAUGAAAUUCAAUUUUCAUGAAUUGCAUGUUAUUUAAUAGUUAAAUGAUAGCAGAUUAUGAUAUACCAUUCGAUAGCAGAAACUGAUUCAAUGUAAAAUGCUUGUUUGAACAUUUCAUGAGGUCAGUCAAGCCGAUCAAUGUUACCCCACUGAUCAAUGAUACCCCGUUUUACGG